CCCUUAUUUGAUAUCAGAGAGCCCAAUGGAGCCUUCUGAAGAACCUAGUCAGAUCAGCAAAGAUAAAUUUUUAGAAGUUCCUAAUUUAUCUAAUUCUCUUUCUGAAAAUGAAGAAGUUAAAGCUACCUUCAAACCUGGUUUUUUCCCUCAGCCUAAUAGAAGAGGUUCUGAUACUUUCGAAGAUAUGUACCUGGAUACUCCAUCAUCAGGUACAAGAAGAGUUUCUUUUGCUGACACCUUUGGAUUCAAUCUUGUGUCUGUCAAAGAAUUUGAUACCUGGGAAUUACCAAGUGUUUCAACCAAUUUUGACUUAAGGAAGGACAUUUUCAACACAGAAGAAUACGUUUUAUCUCCACUCUUUGACUUGCCUUCUUCAAAAGAAGAUCUUAUGCAACAACUUCAAGUACAGAAAGCGAUAUUGGAGGCAACUGAAUACUUUCCUGGGUCUACAAGUAUGAAGGGCAUUAUUCGAGUUUUAAAUAUUUCUUUUGAGAAGUUAGUAUAUGUGAGAAUGUCCUUAGAUGACUGGCAGACACAUUAUGACAUUUUAGCAGAAUAUGUUCCAAAUUCAUGUGAUGGUGAAACUGACCAGUUCUCCUUUAAUAUUACAUUAAUUCCUCCUUAUCAAAAAGAUGGAAAUAAAGUUGAAUUUUGUAUACGUUAUGAAACUUCUGUUGGUACAUUUUGGUCAAAUAAUAAAGGCACAAAUUAUGUAUUGGUUUGUCAAAAGAAGGAUCAAGAGCCGAAGCCUAUAAAACCACUGGAAGGAGUUCCUAAUAGACAAAUAAAAGGCUGCUUAAAGGUAAAAUCAAGUAAAGAAGAAAGAUCAGUAACAACAGAUGACAAUAAUUUUGAGAAUGCAAAGAUUACAGAUACCCAUAUCCCAACCAUUGUUUGUUCCUAUGAAGACAAUGAGGACUUGGAAACCAGUAAUCAAAAUGUAAAAGAUGCAAACAGUGAACAUGAUGAAAAUAAUGAAAAAGAAUUAGAGUUGAUGAUAAAUCAACGCUUAAUAAGAACUAGAAGUUCAGUUUCCGGAGAUGAAAUUAAUGCAUUUUCAAUAGAUCCACUCAAUUUUUCAAAUAAAGCUGAGGGACUAAAGAAGAAGCAAGUCCAUGGUGAAGUAUGCACUGACUUGUCUAAAAGGCCUUUGUCUCCAAGUUCAUCAGCAGAAAGCUCCUUAAAGGAAAAUUUUUACUACAAUGAAAAAUAUUCCUCAGUAAAUGAAUAUAGUCAUCAACCUUCCGAGGAAAUUACUUCAGAUACAGUAGAAAUCAAGCCAUCACUGAGCAAUACUAACAGUGAUGAAUUAGUGCAAUUAUAUGGUGGUACCAAAGAAGUACUGGAUGAUAAUGCUAAUCCAGCCCAAGGGAGAGGCAGAGUGCAAAUAUCUUGUCCCUCCUCAGCCCAACCAAUGGCAGACAACCUUCAAGAACAUGAAGGAGGAGCUAAUGAAAUGGAAAUAAAAGAUUGGGAAUGUUUAAGAAGAGAUAUCCAUUCAAAAGAAUCAAUAGAAAAGGGAUCUGUCAAGAAAGAGUACAGCAAUGGUAAGGAUGAGGAGGAGCAAAGAAUACAUUUAGGUGUUAAUGAAAAACAAAAGAAAAAUUUUCGAUCAAUUUUUCAAGCCCAAGAAAGAGAGACGGGUCACUAUGAAGUAAGUGUGCAAGGGACUGGAACCAGAAACAGAGACCUAAUGGCUCCACCAAGUAGAGAUACCACAAUUCCCACCAAGGCAAUCACAGCAGAGACCUUUCCUUCACAAAGGAUAAGUCUAACUGGGGACAAAGUUUUGUUAACAACCCCAAAGCAUGAUCUUUUGACCAGUGAAGACACCACUUUAGGAGAGACGCCUGGUCAAGUUUGUUCACCAAGAAAUGGAAAUACUUUGAGGAAUGACUAUAUCUUUCAAGUCGAAAAAGAAAAAUCAGAUUGGAACAAUCCUGAAGAUCAGAAUAAGAGUACACAGCAUGAACAAAUUUGGAAUGUUCUGGAAAGUCAGGGAAAAAUAAGGGAGAGUAAAACAAAUGUAACAGAACAGAUCUAUGAACAAGCAGAUUGUAAGAAGACAUGGGAAAAAGAUAACACAGAGAAUUUGAAAGCUACUCCUGCAGAGGAGUUGUUUACCUGCCAAGAAACAGUGAGCUGUGAACUGUCUUCUCUAGCUGAUCAUGGUAUUACCGAGAAAGCAGAAGCAGGUACGGCUUAUAUAAUUAAGACAACAUCAGAAAGUACUCUAGAAAGCAUGUCUGCUAGAGAAAAAGCAAUAAUUGCUAAGCUACCUCAAGAGACAGCACGAAAUGACAGGCCCAUCAAGGUAAAGGAAACAGCGUUUGAUCCACAUGAAGGGAGAAAUGAUGAUUCACAUUAUACCCUUUGUCAACGAGAUACAGUGGGUGUAAUCUAUGACAAUGAUUUUGAAAAGGAAUCACGUUUAGGUAUUUGUAAUAUACAUGUAGAUGAAAUGGAAAAGGAAGAAGCCAUAUCUAUGUACAGUCCUGGGAAGACACAUGACAGGAAGAAACGUGGCACUGGAAAUACAACAUCUGCAGAAGAAUCCUUACAGGUCAUUAUAGACAAUCAAAAAACAGCCUCAAAAAAGGAUUUACAUUUUGGAAUGUUACCAACAGACAAAAAAAUGUUUCCAGAACAUAGAAAUCAUGGGCAAGCCCAAGAAUUAUCAAAGAAAAUGGAUACAGAUACCAUUAUUCAUUCUGCUUUUAUCUCAGAUAGUAAUGGGGCUUCUCCAAAUGACUCUCACGUUUCCAAUCACCAUGAUAAAACUUCAAUGCCAACUUAUGAACAGGCGAUUGCUGUAGAAAAUACAAUUACAACCAUGACUCUCCAAUCUAUUUCUAGUAAAUCAGAACAUAAUUGUGAUCCAACAAAUGAAAUGCAGGAUAUUGAGAAGCAUCAUCAUCCUGGACCUAAGCCACAGGAAGUUUCCAAAAGUUCAGGAAUCAUGACAUCAGGUAGUAGAAGAGCCAGAUCUAUAGGCCAGAAAUUCCACAAAGAAUUCAGUGUGGAAAAAUCUCUAGGGCCAAUGAUUUUAGUCAAUGAAGCAUUUGAGAACAUGGAAGAGGCAGGGCAUGAAAAUGAAGGAUUAAUAACCUCUGGACAAUCAAUGUGCUCUUCAGGUGACAAGGAAUCUGAGAGUUUGCCUUCUGCUAGUUUCUCUGCCCAGGAAAGUCAAGCUGAAAGUAGUGAGUCUCUGCUUUCAAAAUACAUCCACUCUAAAUUAUCUUAUUUCCUUUUGUUUCUGAUAUUUCUUGUAACCAUCUAUUACUAUGACUUGAUGAUUGGUUUAGCAUUCUACCUUUUGUCAUUGUACUGGCUAUCCUGGGAAGGUGGAAGACAAAAAGAGUCUGUCAAAAAGAAGUAA
Molecule: messenger RNA, 3379 nt
Organism: Talpa occidentalis (Iberian mole)
Lineage: Eukaryota; Metazoa; Chordata; Mammalia; Eulipotyphla; Talpidae
Gene: PPP1R3A
Product: protein phosphatase 1 regulatory subunit 3A
Exons: 4
Coding region: 26-3379 (1117 amino acids)
Biological process (GO): regulation of glycogen biosynthetic process
Cellular component (GO): protein phosphatase type 1 complex
Molecular function (GO): protein phosphatase 1 binding; glycogen binding
Source: RefSeq, a predicted model, not a curated record